AAGCUAUUUAAAAAAUCUUCUUAAUAUUUAGAAUAGCUUCCAAUGCUUAAAUCAUUUUAUCUUUCCAUCGGCGAAAAGUGUCAGGGAAUAAUCUAACAUAAUAAUAAUAAUAAUAAUAAUAAUAAUAAUAAUAAUAAUUAUUAUUAUUAUUAUCAUCAUCAUCAUCAUCAUCAUCAUCAUCAUCAUCAUCAUCAUCAUCAUCAUUAUUAUUAUUAUUAUUAUUAUUAUUAUUAUUAUUAUUUGCUUUAGUCACUGGAUAGAAGGGAAUAUUUUCAUGGAUGUAGGUAACCUCAUACAUAAGAACAUCAUAUUAAACUGCCUGAUCCAUCUUUUUGUAUUUGACCUCGCACUCAGUCUGUCCACUGCCAGGGGUCUGUUGUUUUUCAGACAGUUAGUGAACCCUGGCAUUACACCGCUCUUUCCCGUCCUUUUAUUCAUCCUAGGAAUUAAUCCAACAUUUACGUCUCGCGCAUACGGGGUUACAUUUGUAUUUAGAUAGGCCUAUUUAAAAUCCCUUUCACAUUUAUAUACCAAAAAAAAAUUGCUAAACAAAAAAUGCAAAUAUAUACAUAUACAAUAUACACAUUUUGGCAGGAGGAGUCCUAGGAGCAAUUGUUGUUUUUAAUUAAUAAAGUUAAAACAUCAGAAUACACGAGCUAAAGUUUAUUUAAGCGCUAUCAUCUUCGCUGAAGAUUUUGCGCGCUCACUCACACACACACACACACACACACACACACUGAUUUCUGAUUUUCACACGUCUGCCAUUCCUCACCAGUUUGUUUGUUUGUUUGUUUGUUUGUUUGUUUGUUUAUUUCAGUAUUAAGACUAAAACAAUGGUGAAGUAUUCUGCAGGCGUUUCAACCCCUAAAAAGCCCCACAUCCUUCCCACUGGGUCAUUUCCAUCAGUGAAGAAAGUGUUCAGAAUGGUUCCAUGGCUGAUCAGAGACACACAGCUACUACAUGAGUUUACUGAAACACUGAUGGUUCACGUGGAUGGUGAUGAAUGAAGAUGAGUGAAAGUGAGCAUCAGUGGUCAUUACAGUCGCUUCAUUAAACGCUCAGUUAAACACUUUCUAAACGAGGUCUAUGUGACGGGACGUGGUGACAACAAAUGGCCGAAUAGACGCUGAUUAAACAUGCUAGAGGUUUAAUCAAAUGAGUAGGAAAUGAAGUGCGCUGGCCAUCAGCAGCACACACUGACACACUGACAGCUCUUUGUUAGUGAACAGAAGAAAUCAGAAAUAAGAGAAGGAGAACUCCUCCUACCAAAUUACCCAAGCAGGGCAGGCGUUUCUCUCUCUCUCUCUCUCUCUCUCUCUCUCUCUCUCUCUCUCUCUCUCUCUCUCUCUCUCUCUGCACAAAUAAGACACACGUCUCCAAGCCUCACACACUCCCCACACCCGACUCCUGAGCACUCGGAUCCCUAUAAGAGCCAAACUGGGAACUAAAACCGCACGCUUAAAACAACAACAACAACAAAACAAAUCUUCAAUCUCAGCAGAUUUCCUCCUCACCCGGACUAUACUUUUGAUUUUUUUGAUUUUUUUUUUUUUAACCAGAUGUGGAUGUGCGCUUUACCAAUGUUCCUGCCGUUUACAGUUUGCGAGGCGGCCUGCUAAAGUGCGCGCACGUGCGCGCGCUCGCGCGCGUUUGUGUGUGUGUGUGUGUGUGUGUGCGUGGUGGUGGUGGUGUACGUGUGUGUGUGUGUGUGUGUGUGUAAGUUUCCCUGCAGCAGAUCGCUUUCGGAUGGUGUGAGAGGCUCCGUGGCGCCUGUUAUAUGGAAGUUGUGGCGUGCAAGGCGAAAGAGAGCAGUUGCACAUUGCGCCCCGCAGCAGCAGCAGCAGCAGCCAUGCUUUUCCACGGCAUCUCCGGUGAACACAUCCAAGGCAUCAUGGAGGAGAUGGAGAGGAGAAACAAAACGGAGUCUCGCCUAGCCAAAGCUGUCCAGAUGAACGGAAGAGAAACAAGCAUGCCGUCUGUGAGCCCGGAGAAGCCUGCUCUGUGUGCCGGAUGUGGAGGUAAAAUCUCUGACCGCUAUUAUUUACUGGCUGUGGAUAAACAGUGGCACCUGCGCUGUCUCAAGUGCUGCGAGUGCAAACUGGCGCUGGAGUCCGAGCUCACGUGCUUCGCCAAGGACGGCAGCAUUUACUGCAAAGAGGAUUACUACAGAAGGUUCUCCGUGCAGCGGUGCGCGCGCUGCCACCUGGGCAUCUCGGCGUCGGAAAUGGUGAUGCGCGCGCGCGAAUCCGUGUACCACCUGAGCUGCUUCACGUGCACGUCGUGCCACAAGACGCUGAGCACGGGCGACCACUUUGGCAUGAAGGAGAGCCUGGUGUACUGCCGCCUGCACUUCGAGAGCCUCGUGCACGGGGAAUACCAGCACCACCAGCAGCAGCACGCGCAGCUCAACUACGCGGACCUGGCUGCCAAGGGCGCGAGCUUGGCGCUGCCGUACUUUAACGGCUCGGGCACGGUGCAGAAGGGCAGGCCGCGGAAACGGAAGAGCCCGGCCAUGGGCAUAGACAUCAGCACGUACAACUCGGGUUGUAAUGAGAACGAAUCCGAGCAUCUGGAUCGAGACCAGCAGGCAUACGCUCCAUCGCAGAAAACCAAACGCAUGCGCACGUCCUUCAAGCACCACCAGCUUCGCACCAUGAAGUCCUACUUCGCCAUCAAUCACAACCCUGAUGCCAAGGAUUUAAAGCAGCUUGCGCAGAAGACGGGCCUCACCAAAAGAGUGCUGCAGGUCUGGUUCCAAAACGCGCGGGCCAAAUUCAGACGGAACGUUUUGCGGCAGGAGAGUGGGGGUGUCGAGAAGGCUGACGGCACGUCACUUCCCGCACCCUCCUCCGACAGUGGUGCUCUGACCCCGCCAAGCACAGCCAGCACGCUAACAGACCUGACCAAUCCCUCUAUCACCGUAGUCACCUCAGUCACCUCUAGUUUGGACAGCCACGAGUCCGGGAGUCCCCCGCAAACGACCCUGACGAACCUUUUCUAACGCAGAUUUGGGGUUUUGUCCUUUAUUGUUUUUGUUUCUUUUUGUUCUUCUUCUUUCAAUUUCCUCCCUUCCAAAUGUGGCUUUUAUUUUUUGUUGUUGUUAUUUACAAAAACACUCUUACGCAACCAAGAGACAGAUCCGUUUGAAGACAAAGUAGUCACCUCAAGUCAACUCUAUUUUGGACAGACUGUAUUUUGAUUUCGCAUAAAAGAAAAAAGGGAAGGGAAAAAAAAAACCCACUUCGAAAUUUUGAUUCACAUCCGAUUGAAUUUUUUUUUGUUUGUUUACAUUUUUUAGACCAACCCAUUCAAAUCAGCUACAACUGAAUUAUAAACAGCUACAGCUCUGUAAACCUUCUUCUUCUUUUUUUUGUUUUGUUUUGUUUUUUUAUAAUUUUAUAAAUUUGACAGAUUUCAUUUCCAAAUCAGCCAGUGACAGUCCCAUUCCCACAUACUAAAGUACUAAAACAAACGUGAGGGUCAGUUUAAUGUGUAGCACUUGCAACCACUUGGCAGCUGAGUUUACACGUGUGUCAAUUUAUUUUUAAAUUUUUUUUCUCCUUUUGUUUUUAAUGUAUUCGCCAUGUCACGUAGUGUCGGCAUGUUUUAACACUUCACAUGCGAAAGUGGAAACAUGUCUUAGACGACGUGCUUUAAAGCCACGCAGAAAAUCCUUCAUUCCGUCUGGUAAUUUUUGGAAAAAAUUUAUUGGAUUUUUUUUUUUUUUUUUUUUACUUUACAUUGAUGAUCUGCAUUUUAUUUCCAAAAGCAUUUCGCAUUUCCAGUGACUGUAGCUUUAACAAACACUAAUCCCAUUGCCGUUUUUACACUUUAUACUUUUUCGACUCGCAUGCCAGGUGGUGCUUCAACCUCAAGAUAGCAUUGUCAUACCAGCGUGACUCUAAUUAGGGUUCAACAAUAUCAAAAACUGUGCAGUGGUAACUGUUAAAAACAAAAAUACAAACAAACCCCAAACCCGGAGAGCCCUUUAGAACACUUUUUGAUGGGCUACUCUUAGAUGGGCGCUACAAACAAGUAUUUUGGUGUAUAAAGUAUUGAAUUUUUCGGUGCGUUCCAGCUCCUAUUAAUCGCUAUAGAGUUCUAGUUUGCUCAGUGACGACAAAGUUGCCAGUGAUAAGCGCGGUACAGUGGUGGAGCUCAGGGUGAUCAUGAGAUUCAGCACAUUUGGAGAUGGGAAAUUUAGACUCCAAUUUUUUUUUUCCUUUUUAAAAAAAACAACAACAAAAAAAACAAGUAUCACUUUUGAGCUUGUGGUUUAGAGGACCGAUGAAACAGGCACCACUUACGAUUGGAGAAAGUUAGUCAUAUAUAAAAUCAAGUCACGUUCCCCCUCGCAGUCAAAUUCUAAAUGUUUUUUUUUUUUUUUUUUAAUGGACACUUGCCACUGAACAGUCCAAAAAACAUGAUGGGAAAUCUGGCUGGAAGUGACAGCAAGGGACAGUUAGGGGUUGAUUAGUUCAUUGUGUGAUGGAGAGUCGGUUCUGUUUGUAGAACAAAGUGCUCCUCUAAGAUCUACUUUCCCGAAGUAGACGCCUAACUCAGUUCUACUAUGUGCCUUACGCUAUAACCUGGAAGAGAGCUUGUGAAAUUCAGGAGAUACAUGUGUGUUUGUUUAAUGGAUAUCGCAUUCUUUGAACGCCUCACUAGUUUUGUACUGUUCUGUUUUUCAUCUGAGGAUCUUUUUAAUGGUGUAAUUCUGUUACAAAGGAGGCAAGCGAUGGCCUAGAAAGCAGUUGUGCACUCUUUCAAAUAUAGUCGGUAAAUCCGAGAAUCUUAUAUAUUGAUCUUCGUGUUAAUAGUAUGGUACGUGUUCUAUCAAGAUUGUCCAUUGUUUCCUUGUUUCUUGAAGAAAAAAAAAAAAAAAGCAAAAAAAAAAAAAAACAAAAAAAAAAGAUGGUGUAUAGAAACUAUUUCCCAUUAAAUAUUUAUGGACCAAGCGGUUGUUAUAUCUUAUUAAAUUUGUGUGAAUAAAACAAAACGCCUUGCAUUGACAGUGUUUUAUUUCUCUCAUUUUGCACAACCAUUCUUUAUGUUUCCUCUCAGAUUUGAACUGAAACCUAAUAUUGGUGAAUGAUAAUCCGAAAAAAAAGAAAGAAAGAAAGAAAGAAAGAAAGAAAAAACAACCUUCCACCACACAUCUCUCUCUCUCUCUCUCUCUCUCUCUCUCUCUCUCUCUCUCUCUUGCUCUCAUUUUUGAUAUUGAUUUCAAAUUUCAUUCUCUUUAUUAUUCUAAAGUAAUGCCCCAUGGAUUUGCACUAAGACCCUGUGGUUGAUACAGAAAAAAAAAAAAAAAAUGAUCCAGAAGAAUUAGGAUUGUUUGUUUAUUUAUUUAUUUAUCUAUCUAUUUAUUUAUUUAUUUUCUGAUGCAUGAAUAUGGCAACAUGAUUUAAAAAAAAAAAAAAUAAAGCUCUACUGUGCUAGAACGUGCACACUGGUAUUUGAAAAGAAAAAAAAAAAGAGAGAGAGAAAAGAAGUAAAACUAAAUGCAAACCUCUUAAAGUCAGGUUGCUUUGUAGUUUAAUAUAUUGUUACUUUAUGAUUUC
Ictalurus punctatus (channel catfish) is the source of this 5564-nucleotide messenger RNA. It is a transcript of the gene lhx9, whose product is annotated as LIM homeobox 9. The transcript is spliced from 5 exons. Gene Ontology annotation, cellular component: nucleus. The coding region runs from base 1778 to 3001 and encodes 407 amino acids. Gene Ontology annotation, molecular function: RNA polymerase II transcription regulatory region sequence-specific DNA binding; DNA-binding transcription factor activity, RNA polymerase II-specific. The record is from RefSeq and is a predicted model, not a curated record. NCBI's taxonomy places the organism in Eukaryota, Metazoa, Chordata, Actinopteri, Siluriformes, Ictaluridae. Gene Ontology annotation, biological process: regulation of transcription by RNA polymerase II; neuron differentiation.